AUGCAAGGUCAAUCAGUAAAAACGAAGGGAGAAAUAGCCAGAAUGUAUCAACGACAAGAUCAGUAUCAGAUCUUGCAAGACAAUCUCCAUCAAAGGAUGGACUACCACCAUAGCAACUGGACGAAUUUCGAUUCGAGAGUAACCAGUAUGGAAACUCAAAACCAAAUUGCCCUUUCAGUAGCACACGGAGUCGAGGAUAGGCAUGCUAUACUAGAAGAAAAACACGAAACACUAGAGGAGAAACAUGCAAUACUGCAAGAAAAAUAUGAUGACAUGUCCCACACAGUGGCCAAGUUCUUGAGUUUUUAA
This is a messenger RNA of Lactuca virosa, 309 nucleotides long. Lineage: Eukaryota; Viridiplantae; Streptophyta; Magnoliopsida; Asterales; Asteraceae. The record is from the annotation of a GenBank genome assembly.